AUGUACGGGGCAACCUAUUCCGUCGCAAACGUCGCCGACACUAUCGGCCACAAGCUGGAGCUAGCCGCGGCGGGGACUGUGACGUUUGCCAGUACGAUGCUGGCAAAUGUGCCACUAGCGCUAUGGAAAGACAUGUCGUUUGCGCAGGCAUACGGCACCGGCAAUGGUCCCGAUGCCAAGAUCACCACGAACAUCCCGCAGAGCCCAGUGCCCCUCAACAAGACGAUGGCCCGAGCGGCAGCUGCUAUCUUCCUGGUGCGAGACGGCGUGACGAUCUUCGGCUCCUUCACAUUAGCGCCUCACUUGUCGGAGGCCAUCCCCGACAGCUGGGCAACGCAUCCUCAUGCGAAGCCGAUCAUCACUCAGCUGACCGUCCCUGUGUUGACUCAGCUGGUGGCGACUCCGCUGCACCUCCUGGCGUUGGAUAUGUACACCCGCCAAUAUAGGAUUCCCUUUGUAGACAGGGUCAAGCAUUCACAAAAGUAUGUGGUGUCCUCGACGUUGUUGCGAGGUGUUCGCAUCAUCCCCGCCUUUGGUAUUGGGUGCUUGGCAAAUAUGGAGUUACGGUCGGCUUUUCAUGCAAAACUCUCAUAG
Molecule: messenger RNA, 594 nt
Organism: Penicillium olsonii
Lineage: Eukaryota; Fungi; Ascomycota; Eurotiomycetes; Eurotiales; Aspergillaceae
Source: the annotation of a GenBank genome assembly